AAACUAUGCAUAACUGUGCUGGCCUCUCAUGUGUGCUCUUAUCAGGCCCUCGAGCACAUUUAUAGGUCAAUGUAUCAACCUCAGUCAUCAAUCAUUUACCCUUUUAUUACAUCGUGCAAUGUCCAAAAUCUAAAUAAUCUCGUUGAGAAUAAGGGUAGAUUAUUUUUUAAAUUUUAGUGGGAUAUUGGUCUGUUUUUAAUUUUCCAAAGCAGACUCGUGACAUAUGCAGGCAGGGGCGUGACUAGGGCGCAGGGGGGCGUGUUUCUCCGCUGCUCUCUCCCCUCGCUGUGAUCCUACCAGGAAAAGGCAAGAGAAGACGCUGUAGUGCCCGCACAGGACGAGCACUGCGGAGGGGAAAGAGUGCAACGGGACAGCUCCACCAUCUCCACCACCACCUCCACCACCACCGUGAUCGGAUAUGUCAGCUCGGUCACGCUCUCCAUCUGCACCCGAUCUCAACUCCACGGACACUUGCCGUACCUUUUCACUCACACUUAUUAUGCUUUUCUGAAAUCUUCCUGCUCCAGUCCCCUCUCUUUUUUUUUUUUGCCUUCUACCUCCUUCUUCUCCACCGUCCCGUUAUCAGCAUGGACAAGACGGUGUGUAGUAGUAACAGCCCGCUCCACGAUAAGACCUCCUCCGCUGCGCCUGCAUCCGACCGCGGGAACUCGUCCAUAAGAAAGCCCGGGACAGGAGCGAACAACCGGGGACCCUCUUCUUGCGGCAGCACCAAUGCCCUGCUCGGGAACAGCAUGAAUCCACAAUCACAACAGCCUCAGCAGCAGCAGCAGCAGCAGCAGACACGCAAAAGGCAGCUGGAGGGGGUGCUCAGCAAAUAUACGAACCUGAUCCAAGGCUGGCAAAACAGGUACUUUGUUUUGGACCCUGAUCUGGGACAGCUGCUGUACUUUGUGAAUGAACAAGGAAAGAGCCAGAAGCCGCGUGGAUCGCUGCCUCUGAUUGGUGCGUCCGUAACCCCAAGCGAUGAGGCCCCGUACAUGUUUAUAGUGAGCUCUGUGAAUGGAGAGCUCUUCAAACUUAGAGCCUCUGACGCCAAAGAACAGCAGUUUUGGAUCAGUCAGCUCCAGGCCUGUGCCAGACGCCACUCAGACAGCAGUGCCAAGGUAAGGAAGCUGAAAGGGUCUGAUGAGCACCUGAGUGUGGAGCGGGCCGGGGGCGGACAGGAGGGGCUGGCCCCUUCCAGCUCAGGACGUACACGCAGCUUCUCCCUCCUCCCUCACAUCACCCCCUCGUCUUCCCCGGCAACGCAGCGACACCUGUGCUCCAUGGCGACGCCUGGAAACAUCGUCACCAUCACGCACCACAAAUCCCCUGCUGCUGCGCGCCGGACGAAGAGCCAGUACCCCGGACGCCUCCACCAGGUCAAAGAGGUGAUGUCCCAGGCAGAGGGCCAGCAGAAGAGCCUGGUACAGUCCAUUGACUCUCUCCCAACCAAAGGCCCCCUCUCCUGCCUGGACCACGACCUGCUGCUGCUCAAAGCCACGUCCGCCGCCACACUGAGCUGCCUGGGAGAGUGCCUCAACAUCCUCCAGCAGACCCAGACCAACCCCACCGCCCCUGCCCCGUCACAGGCCUCUCAGAGGAACCACAGCGCCCCCUCUGAUGGUGCUCCUGUGUGGACUGUCCCAAAGUCCCCCUCAGUGGAGCAGAUGAGGAACGGUCUGACCCCUCUGCACUCAGCAGAGCCCUCCCCGGACUCCCGAAAACGCAGCCUGCCCCAUGGAGCUGAGCAGCAGUCGGGGCUGGAGGAGCUGAGUCCAUGUGAAGAGCUGACAGACUCUGAGGACAACGAGGAAGAGGACCUGGGCGUCCUGGACGAUCAGAGGAGCAUCAUCCUGCACCUGCUGUCACAGCUCAAACUGGGCAUGGACCUCACACGGGUGGUUCUGCCGACGUUCAUCCUGGAGAAGCGCUCGCUUUUGGAGAUGUACGCUAACUUCAUGGCCCAUCCCGACAUGUUUCUGUCCAUCACCUCUGGGACCACCGCCGAGGAGCGCAUCAUCCGAUUCGUGGAAUACUAUCUCACUGCCUUCCACGAGGGGCGGAAAGGGGCUGUGGCCAAAAAACCCUACAACCCCAUCCUCGGAGAGACAUUCCACUGCUCAUGGGACGUACCACGGGACAAAGUCAGGACCGGGAAUCGAACCAACAACCCCGGCUGUGCUCAGGGGCCAGGCAGGGGUCAGAAUAACACACAGGGGGAGGAGAGUGGACCAUAUAAAGUGCGGUUUGUGGCAGAGCAGGUUUGCCAUCACCCCCCUGUGUCUGGGUUUUACUGUGAGUGCAGAGAGCGCAGGAUGUGUGUCAACGCCCACGUCUGGACCAAGAGCAAGUUUAUGGGCAUGUCCAUCGGGGUGUCCAUGGUCGGGGAGGGUGUGUUAUAUUUGCUGGAGCAUGAUGAGGAGUACGUGUUCACUUUGCCCUCUGCUUAUGCCCGCUCCAUCCUCACUGUGCCCUGGGUCGAACUCGGGGGAAAAGUCUCCAUCAGCUGUGCCAAAAGUGGAUAUUCUGCAACGGUCACAUUUCACACCAAACCUUUCUACGGAGGGAAGGUCCACAGAGUGACAGCGGAGGUGAAACACAACCCGACCAACACCAUUGUGUGUAAGGCUCAGGGUGAGUGGAAUGGGACCCUGGAGUUCACCUACAGCAGCGGAGACACCAAAGUCAUGGACACAAACAAACUCCCCGUGACCAAGAAGAAGCUCCGGCCCAUGGACCAGCAAAACCGCACCGAGUCCAGGAGGUUGUGGCAGCACGUCACCAAGUCUCUGAAGGAAGGAAAUAUAGACGAAGCCACGGAGCACAAGCACAGACUGGAGGAGAGGCAGCGGAGCGAAGAGAAACAGAGGAAUGCCAACAACAAACCCUGGACCCCAAAAUACUUCACUAAAGAGGGUGAAGGCUGGGUCUACAACACUCCUCUGUGGAAAUCAACCUGAUGGUGGCGCUGUUCCUCUCAGACGGAAACACAAGCUGCUUCUUCAGAGGUCAACCUGGAUGACCUUUGAACCACCUUUGGAGAUGUGGACACUGACCCGAUUCCGUUUCUUAGAAGAGGUGUUUCUAAUGGGAGAAUAAAGAAGUAUAGGUUUGGGCCGCAUCCUAUUUCUGUUCACUUGCCUCCUCAGUAGACUCUGUACAGCGCUAGGCAACCGCACUGUUAGCAUCACCACUUCCUGUCCACUUGUAUGUCUAUUUUUUUUUGCUGAGUCAUGCUAAAAUUUAUAAAUAUUUAAAGAUCAGGCAGUGAACAGGGAACUGUGAGCAGUGAGCAGGUUAAAAAGUACAAGUAUAUAAAAUGAAUACUCGAGUGGAGGACUCUUCUGUGUUUAGAAAGAGAGAUAUUUGUGUCUCAGUGCUAACGCUAAUGCUAAUUUUGAGGCAUAACAACUAUGAAAACUGAAGUAUUUUACACAUAAACAAUUGAGUAGUCUUGAGUUUAAUUAAUUUGAAUUUUAAUAUGAUGUUUAUUUUAUAUUUUACUAUUUUAAUAAAAGAAUAAUAGUUAGCUUGGAGACACAAUUACUCAGCUGUCAAUCAUCUCGAGUGAGGUAAAGAGAGCCGUUAGAAAAAACGUGCAUCUCAGUGGGCAGGAUUUAAGAAUUUAGAAAUCGCCCAGGAGAGAAAUGUACAGAAAUGGGAUGCAGCCUUUACCGAAGCAAGUUUUGAAGAAAUUGGAUUCACCCUGUAAGGACAACAAGGUGCCAAAGGAAUCCAAGAAGUACUGUGUUGGACUGGAGUUUUUCUACACAGAGUUAAAGACUAUUGAAGUAACUGACAUUAGAGUAUUUCUAUUUUUCACUUUGCCAAGGCCUUUUUUGCACAUGCACAGUACUGAAGUUCACCACUAGUGUUUUAUAUAAAUGUACAAAUGUGAUCACACCGUUUUGGUUCAGAGCUUUUGGUUCAUCGUGCAGCAUUUGAAUGAUUCAUUAACGUGUUAAAGGUGCAUUGUGUAACUUUUCUGGUGGAGGUUCUUCUACCUGCUUGUCUCCAUGGAGAUGUUAUUGUUUAGUCUGGAAUGUCUCAGUUUGGCAUUUAACAUGACCAGCUUGCGUUUACUCAAUAACACUUGGGUUUUUGUUGACCAUUCUUACUGUGGGCUCGCCUCUCCACAGAUCUGACGUGAAACUUGGGCCUCUGGUGUCACCUUCUGUCUCCUUAGAGAUAAAUAAGUGUAAUGCCAUACUGUGGAACAUUCUAGGUAAUAGUACCUUCAAAAGAAACAGGUUUGGGCAGGGGCGCACUAGCAAACUGUGCCAUCUGGAAAAGACCGUCCUCAAUUUUUUUUCGUGGGCCGAUUUGUGGGUUAAAAUGUCCAGGGCUGUUUUUUGGUCCUAGUCCAUCCCUGGGUUUCGGACUCUCCACCUGAAAAGUUACGCAAUGCGCCUUUAAAGGUGGAUUGUGAAACUUUUCCGGUGGAAGAUCUGUCAAAUGCUUUUCUCCAAUGCGAUGUUUCACAAUAUGAUAUUAAACUUGUCUAUUUUCAUGGAGACUGAACCAGGUCAGAUCUGUGGAGAGGCGACCCCGCUCACAGUCAGAAAGCCUGUUUUUCUUGGUAUUUUAACCACAAAAUCCACCUGUGAUUGAAUAAAUGUAAUGUAGAGCUGUUUAAUGUCAUACUGUGGAACAUUCCAGGCAAAGCAAUGACAUAUCCAGAGAAACAAGCAGGUGACGCACCACCAACAAGAAAUUUACAUAGAGCAUCUUUAUCUGUUCCCUUUUAUUAUCACAGAAGAAUAUUCCUUUCUGUAGCUUUACUUUUCACCGAUUAGAAAAGUCUUAGAAUUUUAUAAUAACUGCACCUUAACUAACCUUAAUAAAGCAUGAAUAUAAUGAACAAAUACUUUACUAAGAAUGAUCCAGGCUCAGUAACUACGUAAAAGUGCAUUAUGUAACUUUUCUGAUACAGGGUCCACAACCUGAGUGUCUCCAUGGAGAUGUUAUUGCUUUGCUUUGAAAGUUCCACAGUAUCCCAUUAAACGUAUGUAUAGCCAUAUAGACAGGAACAGAUGAUGAUACCAGGUUACAGGUUAGAUCUGUGGAGAGGCAACCCCGCUCACAGGAGGAAUAAAUGCAAGAAACAUAAGUCUUUCAAGGUAGAGCAAUAACCCUGUCACGGAAACAUGUAGAUGGUGGAGCCUCUACCAGAAAAGUUACACAGUGCACCUUUAACUAAGAGGUUAUGGUUAGAGUUUCUUAGCCUGAAUUAUUCUUUAUAAACUACAGUAUUUGUUCAUUGUGGCUCUUUUGGUUAAGGAUAUUAAAAGUGUAGUUAUAGAUUAUUACUCUAUACAACGCCAUAACUACAUGAAACUGUUUUUGGUACCAUGAAUGUUUUGUUUCUGAAAAAUGUGGAGCCAUGAAAAGCAGUGCAGCCAUAACCCAACUGGGAAACUAGUCAAAAUAUAUAAGUUUAUUAUCAAAGCCAAUUAUCAAGGUCCUAUAAUACGUUUUAUUCUGGAUUUUUCAAAAACUAGGUUAGGUUUCGCCUUUGUUGUCCAUGUAGAGAACCAUUAAUCAUUUAAAAGUGCAUUAUGUAACUUUUCUGAUGGAGGGUCUGCUGUCUGCUUGUCUCCAUGGUGAUGUCAUUGCUUUCCCUGAAAUGUUCCACAGUGACUUUAUACAUACUCGUCUACCAUUUAUUCAUUACGGGUGCUCAAAAAUACCAUAAAUCUUUCUGUGAAUAGGGACGACUCUCCACAGAUCUGAACUGUGAUGUAGUGUAGUGCUGUAACCUGCUUGUCUAAUUCACGCUAGAUAUGUUUAAUCUAUACUGUGGAACAUUCUAGACAAAGCAAUAACAUUUCCACGGAGACGACCAGAAAUGUUACACAGUGUAUCACAUGUUUUAUAAUUUAUAUUUACUUUGUAUGUAAAACAAGUAAAAAUACCCCUGACUUCUGAGCCUUUUGAUGAUGAAAACUACAUUAUAAAAAGUUGUUUUGCAUAAUAUAGGACCUAAAAUUGCAUUUGUUUAUUUAAUUGUAAUAUUGUAAUAGCCUAAUAGUGUUUUAUACAGUGAUAUAACAAUAGUUUUCAGUUAUCUGUUGUUAAUGUCCUUUCAGCUGAUUCACUUUUAUUCAUGGGUUUGAGCGCCAUUUUGAGGACUUUACACCAUUCAGAAGGUAGAUUUUUUUUUUAUUGUCAGUUGCUAUGGUAACAGUCCCAAUCUUUCAUCAUUUUCUAUUAAUGUAUUUCUAUUAUGAAUGUAUUUAGCACAUCAACACGCUUGUUCCAUUAUGUAUUUGGUCCUAUUACAAACACAAUAUUUAUUUUAACAUGGCGGCAUUUCUUUAAAGCUGCAUUGUGUAACUUUUCCGGUGGAGGUUCUGUCAAAUGCUUUUCUCCAUGGGGAUGUUACUGUGUCAUCUGGAAUGGUCCACAGUAUGGCAUUAAAGCUUUCAAUCUUCAUGGAGACCAAACCAGACCAAGUUACAGAUCUGUUUUUCACGUGUAAUUGAAUAAAUGUAAGGCAGAUCUGUUUAAUGUCAUACUGUGGAACAUUCCAGGCAAAGCGAUAACAUCUCCAUGGAAAUAAGCAGGUUCUCCUUCACCAGAAAAGUCACGCCGUGUACCUUUAAGCUUUGUUAAAUCGACCAACGCUAUAAUAUUUUUGUCAUCACCUACCUCUGAUUCAGUGUCAUUCUAAACAUUUGAAGUUGACUUUGUUGGUGUUGAAAUAAGAUCGUUCUGUUCUUAGUAGACUCGCACUCCCAGUUUGACUAUUUACACGAUAUUGUCUGUAUACAGUUGUUAAUACUGCCUUAUUCUCUCUGUUUAAUUGUACUAAAACCAGGUGCAGGUCAGUAGCCUCAGUGAAAGACUAAACUAAUAUUUUUGUUUCACAUUUAUAAGCCUUACACAGAACUAAAACAGGUUUUAGACAGUUUUUCAUGAAUGGAUAUAUUCUGAUGUAGCGCAACUUUAGAUGAAGAACAAUAAAGACCUUUGAGUAUUUAUCAGAAA
Boleophthalmus pectinirostris (great blue-spotted mudskipper) is the source of this 6993-nucleotide messenger RNA. Its product is annotated as oxysterol-binding protein-related protein 10. Gene Ontology annotation, molecular function: cholesterol binding. Bases 588 to 2963 code for a protein of 791 amino acids. The record is from RefSeq and is a predicted model, not a curated record. Gene Ontology annotation, cellular component: intracellular membrane-bounded organelle; membrane; cytosol. The transcript is spliced from 13 exons. NCBI's taxonomy places the organism in Eukaryota, Metazoa, Chordata, Actinopteri, Gobiiformes, Gobiidae.